AUGUGCAUGUCGGCCCAAGAUCAUAAAAUUGAGCUCGUGAAGCAACUGGAGACGGUUCUCCAGGGAAAAAUCAAGCCAAUGAUCACACAAUGCUGUAUUGUUGAACUAUACAAGCUUGGAAAGGAGCGCCAGCCAGCAGUCGACCUGGCGAAAGGGUUUGAACGACGAAAAUGUAAUCACCGAGAAGCCAUCGAUGGGAAUGCGUGUCUAAAGAGUGUUGUGGGCGACACCAACAAACAUAGAUAUAUAAUCGCGUCGCAGUCUCAAGAACUACGUGCAGAGCUACGAAAAGUUCAAGCUGUGCCUCUUGUGCAUAUCAAAAUGUCGGUGAUGAUCCUAGAGCCUCCAAGUGACGAAACCAUCAGAGUCAAGGCAGAGCUCACGCAAGAGGCUCUCGAUGUUCCGGAAGAGGAAAAGAAGGAGCUCCCGUCGACGGCCCCGAAAGAGGCCGAGUUUGUCGCCAAACCACGUCGCAAGGCAAAAGGUCCAAACCCUCUGAGUGUGAAGAAGAAACAGCCCAAGCUUCCUAUGAUCUCUCCUCGACCUCAGCCACAACGACUGGACACACUGGAACUGAAACGCAAGAGGGACGAUGAGGAUGGUGAUGUGCGAGAGGAUGGUGCCCCGAAGAAGAAAAGGAGACGAAGGAAAAGACCAAACGAAAGUGAAAGCAUUCACACCACUGUCGAGCAGAAUACCAUUGAAGAGAGAGACACGUAG
This is a messenger RNA of Serendipita indica DSM 11827, 720 nucleotides long. Lineage: Eukaryota; Fungi; Basidiomycota; Agaricomycetes; Sebacinales; Serendipitaceae. The record is from the annotation of a GenBank genome assembly.